Messenger RNA from Diachasmimorpha longicaudata, 6838 nucleotides. RefSeq names its product nuclear factor of activated T-cells 5 (gene NFAT). Gene Ontology annotation, molecular function: DNA-binding transcription factor activity, RNA polymerase II-specific; transcription factor binding; RNA polymerase II cis-regulatory region sequence-specific DNA binding. The transcript is spliced from 4 exons. The record is from RefSeq and is a predicted model, not a curated record. Lineage: Eukaryota; Metazoa; Arthropoda; Insecta; Hymenoptera; Braconidae. Gene Ontology annotation, biological process: regulation of transcription by RNA polymerase II. Bases 991 to 4896 code for a protein of 1301 amino acids. Gene Ontology annotation, cellular component: transcription regulator complex.
ACGAUGACGAGUUACUCCAUCGAAGAGGUGGAGCCCAGGGUGAUUGAAUGCCUCGUGUGUGUGAGUCAGACAGAGAUAACCGAUGGUAUUUGAUGUUAGUAACAGUGGAUGGUAAAAUUUGUCGAGUGGUGGGGGCUUAUUUACUCGCUAUUCACUGUGCCAGCAAACGAUGCGGAUCGACGACGUCCAACAGUUUGCGUCGUAACACUCGAACGUCCUCGUCGCCAGUACCGCGCCUCCAGUUUUUUAUUUUAUUUCUCAAAAGCUGGGAAAAUAGUCAUUACAUUCGGAGGAAUAAUUAUCCAGUGACACCCUCCACCGACAAGAAUAAUUAAUUUAAAAAAAUAUUAACGAAUUAAUUACAAUCAGAACUGCGAUUAAUUAAAUACAAAUAUAGGAUCAAUGGUUCACUGAUUAGCUCAUCAACUUAUUGUUUUAAAUCACUAAAUUCUUCGGCUCUAAUUAUGUCGGUUAGUUGGUUAUGUGUAGGUGUAUGUGUACUUAUCUGUACAUUUAUUUUUGCAACUCUAUAAACCUUUAGGUUUGAGAAAACUUUUAAUUAAUUAAAAUCCAGUGAAUACCAGUUUUCAGUUGACACUAGAGUUCACUCGAUUAUUGUUAGUAUCGACUGAUGGUUAUUUCGCAUGACAAUUUAAUUUUUUUUUUUUUUUGGUGUCGUUGAUAGUGAGAUGAUUUCAAAAGUGUAAUGGCGGGAAUGUGUGGAGGGAUUAAUCGUCGUUUCGUCAUUUGUGUGCAGAGGAAUACAUUGAAGCGUCGUCGGACCAGGUUUCGCGUUUAAUCGUCUUUAUAUUUAAUCGUCGACCGUCGACGGUUCAAUCGCGAGUUGAAGACUUUUGGGGGGUGGGGGGGUGUGCGAAGGACACGAGAGAACUUUUACAUCGGUAAUUCGUGAUAUUGGUGAUUGAACUGUGAUUUUAUUGGACUUUUAUUGGUUUAUUGGUUCGGGUGAGUGAGUGGGAUCGGAGUUUAAUGGCACCUGACUUUGAUAAGAAGAGAGAGGCAAGGAGGCUUGGACACUUGGGGCAUAUUGGUACCGAUGUCGACAAGGGGAUGCUCUUAAUGAGAUGCCCGAUUAAUCCAUUGACGGAUUACUAUCGUCAUGGUAAUACAGGUGGUGGAAGUGUUGCUAAUUCAGGUCAAAGAGCAUCUUUAGCCGUUGCUAAUUCUCGUCAGACGACGCCAAGAAGAUUCCCCCAGCCCAGACCACCGCAGCAACCACAAUCACCGAUAAUCCAACAACAAUCAGCUAGUUCACAGGCGAAUCAACGACAGCACACAUCACCAGCUCGUAUACCACUGGCAUCAAUAGCUGGUGUUACGGUUAGGAACUCGGAAGAACACGCACCAAAUUCAACACAGGAAGUUUGCGACAAUUCUAAUGACUCUGGUCUUGGAUUCGAGGAUAGGCAGCAGCACAUCACAAAUCCCUCGGCUUGGAACAACGGUGCGGCUGGUGAGGAGGACACUAAGCGACGUAGAAUGGAUAUUAAACUCGAGUCUGAGGAUGCAAAUUUUGCAUUCCCGGAGAGAACUGGUGAAAAUCAUGGAAAAAUCACCAGGAAUAACAGUGCCAAUGGCAUUGGGGCAACGAUAAGUGCUACGAGAACGAGUAAUGGAACAAUGGGACGUGUUGGAGGAGUCAUGAGGGCACGUUCAGCACUGGGGACCUACGGGAAGCGGCCACCACCGGUCCAUCAAGGUCCCGUCACCCUUAACUCUCAACUCUCUAGUGUAUCCCGAGACGGAAAGGUGCAGCUCCAGAUUAUUUGUCAGCCAGAGCAGCAGCACAGAGCCCGGUAUCAAACAGAAGGCUCUCGUGGGGCUGUGAAGGACAGAACUGGGAAUGGCUUUCCCAUUGUUCGUUUAGUCGGCUACGAUAAGCCAGCAACACUCCAGGUGUUCAUUGGCACUGACCUCGGUCGUGUGGCGCCCCACAUGUUCUACCAGGCCUGCAGAGUCAGUGGUAAGAACUCCACUCCGUGCAUUGAACGUAAGAUCGAUGGAACAAUCGUCAUUGAGGUGGACAUGGACCCUGCAAAGGACAUGUUGGUCACCUGUGACUGUGUGGGAAUUUUGAAAGAACGUAAUGUCGAUGUGGAGCACAGAUUUCCUCAGGAGGCUGGGAUGCUUCAGGGCAGGAGCAAGAAGAAAUCCACCAAGUGUCGAAUGGUAUUUCGUACGACAAUAACACAUUCUGAUGGCAGCAGUGAAACUCUCCAAGUAUGUUCACAGCCUAUUGUUUGCACCCAACCCCCAGGAAUUCCUGAGAUCUCCAAAAAAUCUCUGACCGCCUGUCCCUGCACGGGAGGUCUAGAGCUCUUCAUUCUGGGUAAAAACUUCCUCAAGGAUACGCGAAUGGUCUUCCAAUUGGAUAAUGAGGAUCUCACCUCGUCCCUCGAGCCUCACUGGGAGUGUUCAGUCACUCCAGAUAAAGAAUUUCUCCAGCAAACGCACCUGGUGUGCGUUGUACCCCCAUACAGAAGACAAGACCUUACCCCAUCCGAAAAAGUCUGCGUUAAAUUGUACGCUGUUUCUUCGGGAAAAACAAGCGAGCCCCACACCUUCUUCUACACAUCGAUCUCCUCCCCUCCAGAGCCAACGAUCGGUAAGAUCGAGACGUCCUCGACGUCCCUGGUCACCUCGACCGAAUCAAACUCUCCAUCAGUGCCAAUUUCUCCAAUAGCUCCAAGCACAGCAAUUUCUCCAUCUGGUAUUCCCUCCACCUUCCUCACUCCCCAGAUCACCAAUCCACAGCAGUCUCCUCUUCAACAGUCCCAGGACGUUCUCAAGAACGAUCCAAGUCCUCCACCAACAGGAGCAACUCCCAUCAUGAUGUGGGCAGCCCAGGCCAAUGGUUGCACCUCCAGCGAUGUCAUGAUGCCACCCCCAAAUCUCGUAUCGAAUCCCCUCUUGUCCAGAAGAUCAUCCUCCAAUCAUCAGCUGAUUCUCCCUGACAAUCUCAAGUCAGAAAUUCUUGACGAUACUUCGGAGAAUAGUAUGCUAUCCGACAAUAGCCUCCAGGGGAACAAUACACCACCAUCCAAUGGGACCAGCACGAGUCCCCUUCAUGCACUCGUCUCAGAGAACUCGAGAGAAGCUUCUCAACCAGGGCUGCUCCAUCCAGCUCAGGAGGUGGGGCUUCUGGGGGUGGAUCUCAUUCAUCAUCAGCACCCGAUGUCCCUCGCUGGGGGAUCAUUCCCCAUUCACGAGGCCACGCAGGUCAAGGUUCUCAGUCCUCAUCACAUCAACAAGGAGGCCUCGUCGAUCAUGCCACAGGAGGCGACCACCCAGGGGACCAGCGUUGUGGAUCUCAGGAUGAAGCAGCAUGAGUAUGAUACGUUGAACACGUUCACGUCAACACCUGCUGAUCAGGCACUGCCCAAUCAGUCCAGUCAGUGUAUUGCCAAGUAUCUGAAUCAGAUUGAGACUUCUGUCACUCAAAACAAAGAGCCAGAAGCGACUGAGCCGGAGAUGGGAGCCAUGACGCAGCUGUGCACGGAGCCCACCUUCGCCGAGACAAUGCAGCAGCGUGCAACAAUAAUAGCAAACGCUCGCCAGCAGUCGGAAGCAGCUACAAUCCUGGCGAAUCAAGCGGCCAAGCUGGACGAGCUGGUAAAUUCUGUGGUUGACUCCCACCAGACCCCGAUGCAAACAACUCCAAGUCCCCCAACGACUCUGAUACCUGAAGUGGAGGCCACUCGCACAAGUCCCCCAAUUCCAGUGAAGACGAUGCUCCUCGAGGCCCUGCUGCCAACACCAAUGGUGACGUCUUCAGUGUCUCCAGUGACCCCAGCACCAGAGCCAAGCCCUGAAGAGACCCUGCUGACAACGAUCAAUGCCUUGCAUCCAGCUAUGGAGACACCAAUAGUGACAGCAGCUGGAAUAUCAAAUGCAACAGUAGCAAUAGCCUCUCACAAUCCUCUCCAAGUGACCAAUGAACCCCUCCCCCAGAUCCAGACCCUGACGCCCCAAGAAGUAGUCGUUCAGCAGCAGGUCGAGCAGGUUUUUGCUGAAGCCCAGAAGCAGGUGGAAGAAGUUGUGGCUCAGGUCCAACAGCAAGCAGCCAAUACUGUUCACGAGGCCCAAAAUCAAGUGGUACGACAGGUGGUGGAGUGCACCCAGGUGGUACGUGAGGCAAUGAAGCAGGUUCACGCUGCCAGGCAUGUUCAGGCUGUACCUCAUGUUGAGGAGGUUGUGAAGCAGCAAACAGCUUCAGUGGUGAAACGUGCAGUGAAGGAGACCACUGAGGGUGUCAUAAAGCAGGUGCAGGUUGUCCAGAAGGCCAUUGGACAUGCACAAGCUGCACAGGUGAUGAAGCAAGCUGUGCAGAAUGACAUUGGCUCGAUGUUGAAUCAGCCCGCUGGUUUUGUUGCUGAGGCUAGUUCAGCACUAGCCAGUGGUGCUGCACAGGAACCCAAUCAACAGAGACUGACUAAUGCUGCUGAGCAGGCUAUUAGUAAUGUUAUUACUAAUGCUACACAGGACAUCAUCAAUAAUCGACCAAUAACAACAACAACUGCCCACGCAAUAAUCGCAACGAAAAAUAUAAUGAACUCAGUGGCCACUCAGAGUGCCCAGUUGAUGAACAGUGCGAUGGAGGGUAUUCUACCUCAGUCACCCUCCAAUGCACCAGCCAUGGUUGAACAAGUCGCCAGGAAGUCACCAGAGGCCAUCCCAGUCCCUCCAACAAUGCAGAAUGGAGAGACACCGAUGCAGGUGCAGGUUACUGCGACUAAUGGCCAAGUGCCUGGAGUCGUGAAGAAGCCUGAAGAUGCUGGAGGAAUGCUGCCUCAGGAGCUUACCUCCAUGUCUGAGCACGACCUCCUCAGCUACAUAAAUCCCAGUUGCUUCGAUCAGGGAACAUUUCUCAUGUAGAUAAAGUGUAAUUAUUUUUAUUUCUGAAUGAGAUUCGAUGGGUGAGGAACAGUCGGGGGAAUCAUUCCCCAGGUCCAAUGCAAUCGGAAUUUGUUAGUUCGUAACUGAUUGGAUUAAUUUUCCGCGAUUAUUAGAGGUGUUAAAAGAUAUAAAUGAAAAUUUUUAUUCGGGGAGUCGAUUAUUGAUUAAUGUCGCCCGCUUUGUAAUUUAAAAUUGUGGAAAUGCUUUAUGUUUAAGUCGAGACGGGCGCGAGUUACUGAAAAUAGCGCGACAAAUUCUUAUCACAUUUUUUUAAAAUCGAGUGAGUGAUGAUGUCAGGGGGUUGAAAAUUUUAUCAUCGUGCCAGGUGCCUUUGAAGGUAGGAAAAUGUUUCUUGAGAUGAUUUAUUUUUUCAUUCAGAGGUCCUUCUGAAUGGAAAUAAAAAUGUUGAAUUUUUUUAGAACACUUUUUGCAGAGAACAAAUUUAAAAAACAUGUAACUGAAUAAAUAAUUCGUAACAAUCCUUUGAGAUUGAUGUGAAAAUUCAAAUGCUAAAUUUCUGGGACAGGUAUUUCCCAAGAGUUAAUGUGUCAUAAUGGUGAGAAUUAAUAUCUGUGAGUGGUUAAUUAUUAUGCUAACAAGUACCUUAAGAUUCUAUGAAUUAUUGGUAUAACUAUUGACUUGAUUUCAUCACUAAAAUAUUGAUCGAAUCAUUAUUACGUGUUUGACAUUGUUUAUAAGAUCAAUUCUGUGAUUGAGUGGAGUAGAAAGAGGAAGUUACUGGAUAUUAUUGGGGAUGUUUCACCCAAAACUAUCCACUGACUCGAUUCACCUUCAUCGGGGUAGUUAAUUAAUUAAUCUUCAUUAAGUUUUACUCGAAAUUCCUCCGCACUCAAGUACACAGACAUCUUUUUACUCCACUCAAAUACUGAAUUGUAUUUUUUUUUCUUAUUUGUUUAUUAUUAUUAUUAAUUUGUUGUUAAUACUGAUUAUAAAGAAAUAUCAUUGUGAUUUAUGUUGAUGUUUUUUUUCAACGCCUAGUAACGAGUGGAAAACGAUAAAUGCAACACAGAGAUUAUAUUAUAUGUCAAUAAAAAAACGUGGAGUCGUAGGAGAAAUAUAUAUUCAUCAGUUAAAUUGAUUAAGAAUCAUUGGAAUAUUCGCGUAUAUAUUUUUUUUACAUUUUACCCAAAGAGAGAGGGGAGGUAAAUUCGCACGCCUAUGGAAUUCACGAGAGCUUACAACAAUUAUCAAAUUUUUACGAUUAUUAAAUUGUUUUUUAAAUGUUCGUGUGUAAAUUUCAUGAAUCAUUGAGUCAAUGGGCUGUAUUCCUAAUUAAAAAAUUAUGUACGUGUGCUAAGGGGUGACAUUCAGAGGGUGUUUUGGAAAAGUAUAUUUCUAUACAAUAUUUUUUGUAACUGUUAUGAACGUCUAAUAAUCUUUAUAUGCAAUGGAAAACAUUUUUUAAGACGCCCUGAUGAUAGAGGGCAAAACAUAAUCAAAUUAUAUUUGUAUGCGGUAAUUAAUUCGCUGUUGGGUGAACUGAGGGGAUGAGUUGACAAUUUCUAACUUUUGACGAUUGAUCAUAAUUAUCAAAAAAUGGAAAGCUAAAUUGUGGUUAUUUUUUUUUUUUCAAUUGACUGACGUCGUAUAUAUUUAUUAAAUGUUGAUCUCCUCAUUCCACUCGACACUCGUAAUGAUAUUGUGUAUAAAUAUUUGUGCCUGCAAAAUUAUGAAAAUUGUCUACAGUAAUUCGUGAAUAUGUAAUGCAUAAGAUUUGAUGAUUUACAAUGUCAUUGAAAAUUGCUAUUUGUGUAACGCUCUGCGCACAUCAUUGAGUAAUUAAGGUGUGAAGUUGCCUUAAAAUAUUGUUUCUUUCGUUAUUAAUGAGGAGUUGGAGUAAAUGAGGAGCAUGUAUCAGGAAUUUGUUCGUAAUGAAUUGAAUAAAUGUUUCACAGCGAGA